CGAAAGCCGGCUUCACAAUGGCUUCCUCAAUGGCAGAGCAAAAAGGACAGAGACAGAGACAAUUUCGUCACAGGUCCCGAAACGGAUGCCGAACUUGUCGAGCCAGACAUGUCAAAUGUGAUGAGACAUCGGGCGCAUGCAAUCAAUGCACCUCCACCGGACGCCACUGCGAAUACGAUGCUAGCCGGCUGCCACGCAGCUCCGGAGCAAUUGCAAGGGCCAUCUGGCCACAAUCCGUAGUACAGAUCGCCCCCAUUGCCCGACCGGAUACCAACACCGACGAACAACGAUGCUUUAGCAUUUUCUUCCAUCAAACGGCGCCAAGGAUGGCCGACUGGUUCAAUGUGGAAGUAUGGCAGCGGAUAGUCCUGCAGAUCAGCCUUGCGGAGCCGGCCGCCUACCACGCCGCCGUGGCUCUCAGUGCGCUUCACGAGGAUGUUGAGAUGCGCGGCCUUUGCCGCGCUGGCCAGCAUGGUAUGCAUGAUUCGCAUCAUCUCUUUGCAUUCACGCAAUAUGGCAAAGCGAUGGUCAUGCUCCGGCGACGCUUGGCGUCAAAUGAUCCUCACGUCCGGAUGGUAGCCUUGAUAUGCUGUAUCACCUUCAUCUGCGUCGAGCUGCUCCAUGGCAGCUACAAGAGCGCAAGCGUGCAUUUGCGGAGGGGAGUACAACUUGUAGAGCAGCGUGAUGGGUACUGGAGACAUCAUCCGAGACAAGAUUCACACCCCACCGCACAGCUCCGCUAUGGAUCAGCGACCGAGGCUGCCUUGGUCCAAGCCUUCAUGGUGCUCGAUGUUCAAAUAGCACAAUACGAACAACCAGAUCCCCUGACACUUGAGCAACCGACAGAUCAGGAUACGUCCCUGACUAGUUACAAGAGCCCUGGCAGCAACGCAUUUGAAAGCCUCUUAGAAGCUAGACAACGAAUCAACAUCAUCAUGAGCAAGGUGUCUCACUUCCGAGGGUCCUGCGAAGCUCUUUUCCACGAUAACACAAGUGAGCAGGCCGUGAUGCAGCGAGUUAAAGCACAGCAGGCCAUCAUGCUAGCUCAAUUGAGCGAGUUUGCAGCAUCUUUCGAAGACCUUGUGGCGCGUCGUGACCCUGGCUCAUUAAGUGAGGAGGAGAGCCGCAAUAUCGCCCUGUUGCGCCUACAACAUUUGUCAUUGGUAAAUCUGGUGGAUAAAAACCUGGAGGCACUGAAGGUCAGUCCCGAUCACGAUCUUUCAAAGUGAAGAGCAGAAUAACGGGCUCGCUGGUAUCUGUUAUGCCGAGCCUCAAAGCCGCUGUCAGAGACAGAAAUGAUUCUGAGCUGGUAGCUAACAGGUAGAUUGGACGAGUUCGGCAAAGAAAGGGGAGCAACCAUGAUCUAUAGAGUAGUCAG
This is a messenger RNA of Aspergillus japonicus CBS 114.51, 1378 nucleotides long. Its product is annotated as Zn(II)2Cys6 transcription factor. The transcript is spliced from 2 exons. Gene Ontology annotation, biological process: regulation of DNA-templated transcription. Gene Ontology annotation, molecular function: DNA-binding transcription factor activity, RNA polymerase II-specific; zinc ion binding. The record is from RefSeq and is a predicted model, not a curated record. Bases 18 to 1229 code for a protein of 403 amino acids. NCBI's taxonomy places the organism in Eukaryota, Fungi, Ascomycota, Eurotiomycetes, Eurotiales, Aspergillaceae.